AUGGCUUCUGACGAGGAGAAGAACUCCGGCAAGUUCGAAAAUAACGGCUCUGCCACCGACAAGUAUCUUGCCGACAAUGGCGACAUUACCACUGGACACACAACCGACAACGCCGAUGGUCUGCACCGUCUUCUCAACAACAGACAGAUCCAGCUUGUUGCCAUUGGUGGUUCCAUUGGUACUGCUCUUUUCGUGAGUAUCGGUGGUGGUCUCGCCAAGGGUGGUCCUCUUGGUCUGUUUCUCGCAUACACAAUCUACUCUGGUAUUCUCGCCUGUGUGAACAAUGGUAUCGCCGAAAUGACUACUUAUAUGCCUGUUUCUGGUGGUUUCAUCCGUCUCGCCGGUCAUUGGUGUGAUGAUGCGCUUGGUUUUAUGGCUGGUUGGAACUUCUUCCUCUACGAAGGUCUUCUCAUUCCAUUCGAAAUCACCGCUAUCAACCUUGUCCUGUCUUACUGGAGUCCCGAGAUCACAGAGCCCGGUCCUACGGCUGGCAUCUGUAUUGGUGUCAUUAUACUCUAUGCUCUCCUCAACAUCUUGGCUGUCAAGGCUUACGGUGAAGCUGAAUUCUGGCUGUCGGGCGGCAAGGUUAUCCUCAUCCUGAUGCUCUUCAGCUUCACUUUUGUUACAAUGGUUGGCGGCAACCCCGCGAAAGAUGCCUACGGUUUCCGUUACUGGUCCAACCCCGGUCCUUUCUCCGAAGUCUAUGGUACCGAUUCUCUUGGUCGCUUUGAGGGUUUCCUCGCCGCCCUGUGGAGUGCUGGUUUCACUGUCGUCGGUCCCGAAUACAUUUCAAUGGUGGCUGCCGAGGCCAAGCGACCCAGUGUCUACAUCAAGGCUGCUUUCAAGACCGUUUACUACCGAUUCUGCUUCUUCUUCAUUAUGGGCUCCCUUGCAGUUGGUAUUGUUGUCCCCUACAACUACCCCCAGCUCGUGUCCAUCUUUGUCGACGGCACAGAGGGUAGCGGUACUGCUGCUGCGUCGCCUUACGUCAUGGCUAUGGACAUCCUCAAGGUCGACGUCCUUCCUCACGUUGUUAACGCCCUCCUCCUUACCUCGAUCUUCUCGGCCGGUAACACUUACACUUAUUGUGCCACUCGAUCACUCUAUGGUCUCGCUCUUGAGGGUCGUGCCCCCAAGAUCCUCAGAAAGACAACUGCCUCUGGUGUCCCUAUCUACUGUUUCUGCGUGGUUAUGUUGUUCCCCAUGCUUUCAUUCCUCCAGUGUGGUAGCGGCUCUGCCAAGGUUCUCAACUGGCUGAUUGCUCUCAUGACUGCUGGUGGUCUUAUCAACUAUCUCGUCAUGGGAAUUACCUUCCUCAACUACUACCGGGCCUGCCAGGCUCAGGGUAUCGACCGACGACAGAUGCCUUACUACGGUUACUUCCAGCCUUACUGCGCUUACAUUGGUCUCGCAUUCCAGUUCUGCGUUGUCAUGUGCUACGGUUACAAGUCAUUUCAACCCUGGAACACGGAGCUCUUCUUCCAAAACUACACUAUGCAAUUCGUUGCGCCCAUUCUCUUCGUCUUCUGGAAGGUUUACAAGAAGACCCGCUGGCUCAAGCCUCAUGAGGUUGAUCUCACCUGGGAGCGCCCCGUCGUUGAUGCUUACGAGAACUCCAUCACAACCCCUCCUCAGGGUUUCUGGACCGAAAUGGGCCAGCUUGUCGGUAUCAAGAAGAAGGUGUACUCGGACGAGUAA
Messenger RNA from Fusarium pseudograminearum CS3096, 1698 nucleotides. RefSeq lists its product as uncharacterized. Gene Ontology annotation, molecular function: amino acid transmembrane transporter activity. Gene Ontology annotation, biological process: amino acid transmembrane transport. Gene Ontology annotation, cellular component: membrane. The record is from RefSeq and is a predicted model, not a curated record. Bases 1 to 1698 code for a protein of 565 amino acids. The transcript has 2 exons. Lineage: Eukaryota; Fungi; Ascomycota; Sordariomycetes; Hypocreales; Nectriaceae.